Mercurialis annua (annual mercury) is the source of this 991-nucleotide messenger RNA. RefSeq lists its product as uncharacterized. The record is from RefSeq and is a predicted model, not a curated record. Lineage: Eukaryota; Viridiplantae; Streptophyta; Magnoliopsida; Malpighiales; Euphorbiaceae. The transcript has a single exon. Gene Ontology annotation, cellular component: plasma membrane. Bases 144 to 803 code for a protein of 219 amino acids.
GAUCAUUAAAAAUAAUGCUAACAUGUAAAACAAUUUUUUUUGCGAACAUUACAAUUGCAUUAUAAAAAGUAGUUUGAAGUUCACCAUCACCACCAUACCCUUAUAUUCAUUUCCAUCUCCAACACCUAUUUUCCGGCGAAACCAUGGCGGGGCAAGAUCAGGAACAGCCACACUCUCCGUUAGUUGACCGGACAAGUAGCAACGACAAAGAAGCUGCCACCUAUUCGAAGCAAAUUCGUCGUAAAAGAUGUAUCAAGUGUUGUGGAUGCAUCACAAUUGCAUUAUUAAUCCCUGCCAUAGUGAUUAUUAUAUUAAUUUUCACUGUUUUCCGGACCAAAGAUCCGUUCAUUACAUUGAAUAAAGUGAUCAUCACUCAUAUGGAGGUAAUCAACAACACAAUGAUUCCGAAACCAGGAACAAACAUAUCCGUAAUUGCAGACGUAUCGAUAAAAAAUCCGAACGCGGUGUCAUACAAGUACGAAAAUACCACGUCGGUUCUCUACUACCGUGGGGUCCAAGUCGGAGAGGCUCGAGGGCCACCGGGGUAUUCGAAGGCACGACGGACCAUGCGGAUGAAUUCUACGGUAGAUUUGGUCGCUGAUAAGUUGAUUUCGAACCCUAAUUUGGCUACUGAUGUGGGUACUGGAUUGUUAACGAUAGGUUCCUACACAAUAUUACCGGGGAAGGUGAAAGUUUGGUUUGUAAAGAAGCAUGUGACAGUAAAAAUGAAUUGCACUGUGACGGUUAAUAUUACAAGCCAGGUAAUUUCGGCACAGAAGUGCAAGAGUAAGGUUGACCUCUAGGAGUUGUUUGGCAUUAGUUCAAGCAGUUUUUUUUUUUUACUUUUGGUCAUAUUUGAUUUUAAUUGGUUGGCAUUUGAUGUUUUUACUUUUUUUAUUGCAGUAAAUUAUAUGUUCUGUAAUUUUUUAUUGUUUUUGAUCAUAUGUUCUGUAAUUUUACUCAUGCUUUGAUUCUUAAUUCUUUUUUCUAA